AUGGAACUUCCAGCUGUUGAUCCCGACAAGUUUGUUAUGCGCGAGGUGAGUGGAUUAGGAUCAGAUCGAUGUCAAAUCGUCCUCAUGUACGACCAACACCGAUUCGUUCUUGACGUGGCAAAGCAAGAUGACAAAGAAGAUGGGGAUGUUUUAUCAGAUUAUUUCUAUCGAAGUGAGACGGCCGAGAGUGAUGGCGAUGAAGAUUUGCUUGAUCGAUGCGUGGAAGAUCUGGUAGACCUUGUGAUCUCGGAAUGCAAAUAUACACUGUACUCCUUUGUCGACUCAGUCAAGAAGCCGAACGGCGAGCACCCUUCUCUUGAGGACCACCUGUACCCGAAAACUUCGUAUCUGCAACUAAAAAUCCUGGAUGGACAACUGAAAGCGGUCGAGAUGAACGAUCCUUCCGAGUUCGCUGGCCAGUACUUGCCUACGCCGUUGUCAGCCGAAUUUACACCUCAGGCCAUGACUUCUCUCACUCCAUCAGUUGAUAUAGCGUUCAUUCAGAACCUAUACGCGAAUAAAGUUCUCAAAGUCUCCGAAGACGGCAAGGUGCGUGUCUUCAAAUCAGCAAACGAGGCCAACGAAUACCAGCUUGAACGAGAAAUACUUGUCCUGCAGCAAAUAUCUGAGAAGUGGAAGCUAGAUCAACCCAUCCAGCCUCGGGUUCCUCGCUUUCUUGGUCUCGUAACAUCUAGAGGUCGAAUUAUGGGAAUGUUGGAGGAGUUUAUCGAUGGCACGGAACUUGCGCAAAUAGGAGCAGACAAAGCCUCCCCUGCCCAAUGCCAAAAGUGGAAGCUUCAGAUUGAGCAAUCUGUCUCCCAACUACACGAGAACGGGAUUGUGUGGGGAGAUGUGAAGAUGGCAAACAUCAUGAUCGACAAGGCGGACGAUGCCUGGCUCAUUGAUUUCGGAGGCAGCUGGACUGAUGGCUGGAUCGACAAAGAUCUAAAGGAGACCAUAGAAGGCGACUUGCAGGGCUUGUCAAAGGUAGUGGCAAUUCUGAAUGGCGACCUGACAGAUCCAACGUAUCAUCGCAAGGCAACAACUGUUGAAGAGGAUGCCAAGGUACAACAAAAUGAAGCCAUCAAUGAGUUUUCUUGCUCGACUAUUGAAGGGGAUACAAUCAUACAACAAAGCGCAGUCAUCCAUAAGAGCGCUUACUUGGUGGGAGGCAACGGAGCAGAAGUGGAACAGAACGUUGAACAAAUCUCAGAAUAG
Molecule: messenger RNA, 1218 nt
Organism: Exophiala bonariae
Lineage: Eukaryota; Fungi; Ascomycota; Eurotiomycetes; Chaetothyriales; Herpotrichiellaceae
Exons: 1
Coding region: 1-1218 (405 amino acids)
Biological process (GO): protein phosphorylation
Molecular function (GO): protein kinase activity; ATP binding
Source: RefSeq, a predicted model, not a curated record